UACAAUACAAAUUUCUCUCUCUUUUACCGCAACACAACAUUAUUAAUACGGGUUGCUUGUUUCUGUUUACAACGGUUUAAGGUUAAAACAAAUUUGUUCUUUUCAUAGGAACCAUGUUCCAAUUUCUAGGAGAGAAGAACAAACACACUCUCUUAACAAUUCUGUUCCGUACUACUGUUAAGUUAAGUGAGUGAAGAUCAAGGAUAAAGUUCAGAUUUUUCUUUCAAAAAGAGACAAAGUUCUAAUCUUUUGGUGGUUUUUCUGUGUUUUAUAGAAAAAUUAUUGGUGGGUUUUUGAUAUUUUGAUGAUUAAGUUUCUGGGUUUAUAGUAAAAGGUGUAAUUGAGAGAAAAAGCUGUUUUUUUUUUGUUAUUGGAGAGAGAGAGAGAGAGUUGAUUUGAAUUUCUGGGUUGAUUGUGUUUGUUGCAUACUGAUAAUUACAAUCAUUGCAAUUUGUAACCAAUUGUUGAGAGAGAAAGUUUAGUUUUUUGGAAAAAGGAGAGAGAAAGUUGAAUUCUUUUUGUUUAUGUUUGAACGAUUGAAUAGUUUUGAAUCUAUUAUAAUGGCUGUGGUGAGUUCUAUGCCUGCAACAAUACAAAGAACAGGUUCUGUGAGUUCGGUUCGCGAUGUUCGGGGAGAAAUUGAAGAGGAACCUAAUCAAAUUGUGGUUGAUGAGGUAAUCUGUGUUGCUGUGUCAAAGGAUGUAAAAGAGAGUAAAUUGAAUUUGAUUUGGGCAAUACAGAAUUCUGGUGGAAAAAAGAUCUGUAUCCUCUUUGUUCAUGUGCCUGCAACAAUGAUCCCUUUGAUGGGUGCUAAAUUUCCCGCAAGUUCAUUGAAGGAUCAAGAAGUCCGAGCUUACCGGGAAAUGGAAAGGCAAAACGUGCAUAAGACUCUUGAUGAAUAUCUUCGAAUCUGUCAACGGAUGGGGGUGCGAGCAGAGAAAUUGCAUAUCGAAAUGGAGAAUAUUGAAAAAGGAAUAAUAGAACUUAUAUCUCAGCAUGGAAUCCGAAAGCUUAUUAUGGGAGCAGCAUCAGAUAAGAAUUAUUCUAGGAGAAUGAUGGACCUCAGAUCUAGGAAAGCCAUCUACGUAUGUGAACAAGCUCCAUCUUCUUGCCAUAUACAGUUUAUCUGCAAAGGCCACCUUAUACACACAAGGGAUCGCAGUUUAGAUGAACGAAACGUAGAGGUUGCAUCUCCUUUGCUGCAGCAAGGGCCUAACUCUGUGAGACCUUCAAGAUCUCAAUCUAUUACACUGGGGCAAAAUCAUAGGACAAAUUCAAUAAGUUCUUCUCAAGAGUUAUUUCGUAGAGUGAGGUCUGCCAAUGAUGGAAUGACAGCCAGCAUUACAACUAAUUCUUCUCCAGUUGACAAUGAGGGGUUUUCAACUCCACGUAACAGGCGAGGUACAGAAGUAAGUUCUGAUGAGUCCGAUAGGUUGUCAAGGACGAGUCCUUCAGGUUUGUCAACUUUCUCUGAUAGUACAAUUGAUCCAACACUGACGCCAUAUUCUGUUGCCGAGAGCUGUGAGAAUGCAUCAGACUUGACUUUGAGUCACCUGAUUAAAGACGAGGAUCUUCGUCAUUUAUCGCCUCCAAGUGUACUGCAGGAUGGUGGAGUGAAUGAUACGCUCUAUGACCAACUUGAACAAGCUAUGUCGGAGGCUAAUAAUGCUACUCGACACGCAUACCAAGAAACUUUUAGACGCGGGAAAGCUGAAAAAGAUGCCAUUGAAGCCAUACGCAGGGCUAAAGCAUCUGAAAGCUUAUAUACAGAUGAAUUGAAUCUGAGGAAAAUGGCCGAGGAAGAACUAAGAAAGGAAAAAGAAGAACUUGAGAGUGUGACGAGCCAGAGAGACAAAGUAAAUGAAGAACUUCGACUUGCUGUGGAUCUGAAGUCAUCACUAGAGAGUCAACUUGCAUCGUCUGAAGUUAUGAUACAGGAGUUGGAGCAGAAGAUCAUAUCUGCUGUUGAGCUGUUACAAAGCUACAAGAACGAGAGAGAUGAAUUGCAGAUCCAGCGUGAUAAUGCAUUGAGAGAGGCUGAAGAUCUGAGGAAAAAACAAGGAGAAGGCUCAAGCACUCAUGUGCCUCAAUUGUUCUCAGAAUUCUCUUUUUCAGAAAUCGAAGAAGCAACAAGUAACUUUAAUCCAUCUCUAAAGAUCGGAGAAGGUGGAUAUGGAAAUAUAUAUAAAGGUCUACUCCGUCACACCGAAGUGGCUAUAAAAAUUUUGCAUGCCAACAGCAUGCAAGGACCCUUGGAGUUUCAGCAGGAGGUCGACGUAUUGAGUAAGCUAAGGCAUCCCAAUCUGAUCACUCUUAUAGGAGCCUGUCCGGAAUCCUGGUCUCUUGUCUAUGAGUAUUUGCCAAAUGGAAGCCUUGAAGACCGUCUUGCCUGCAAGGAUAACACGCAUCCAUUAUCAUGGCAAACACGGAUUCGAAUCGCUGCAGAACUCUGCUCCGCUCUCAUCUUUCUUCAUUCAAGUAAACCUCACAGCAUAGUGCAUGGUGAUUUGAAACCCUCCAAUAUCAUUCUGGAUGGAAACCUUGUCAGUAAGCUUAGCGAUUUUGGAAUCUGUCGCGUAUUAUCAAAUUACGAGAAUUCUAGUAAUAAUAAUACACAGUUUUGGAAAACCGAUCCAAAGGGAACUUUUGUCUACAUGGAUCCUGAAUUCCUUGCUUCCGGUGAACUCACUCCGAAAUCAGAUGUUUAUUCUUUUGGAAUCAUAUUAUUGAGAUUGUUGACUGGGAGACCGGCAUUGGGAAUAACUAAGGAGGUGAAAUAUGCAGUAGAUACCGGAAAGUUGACAUCUUUAUUGGAUCCUUUGGCCGGAGACUGGCCAUUUGUGCAGGCUGAACAGUUAGCUCGCUUGGCCUUGCGGUGUUGUGAGAUGAAUAGGAAGAGUCGGCCGGACCUUCAUUCAGAUGUAUGGAGGAUAUUGGAUGCAAUGAGGGCUUCUUCUGGUGGUACAAACUCCUUUGGUCUAAGUUCUGAAGGGCCACAUCAACCUCCUUCAUAUUUUAUUUGUCCAAUCUUCCAGGAAGUCAUGCGAGAUCCACAUGUAGCUGCAGAUGGUUUUACUUACGAAGCAGAGGCUAUCCGAGGAUGGCUUGACAGUGGUCAUGACGCUUCACCGAUGACAAAUAGUACGCUUUCACAUCAGAAUCUUGUCCCCAACCGCGCUCUUCGCUCUGCAAUUCAGGAUUGGCUUCAAAGUCACUGAUCAAGCUUAUUACUUUUCAUUAAACUGUAUAUCUACCUGUUUAUAAUAUGUCUAGGAAAGAAAUAUCCCCAUUAUAUUUUUUUGCAACCUUAUAUAUAUAUAUAUAUCACUUUUAUUUCUUAGAGUUCUAUAUAAGUCACAUUUGAUACCUAUAUAUAUCCCCUUGUUUAUAUAGGUUAAAUAACCACGUGGUAUCUUCAGUCAUUGCAUA
Molecule: messenger RNA, 3429 nt
Organism: Medicago truncatula (barrel medic)
Lineage: Eukaryota; Viridiplantae; Streptophyta; Magnoliopsida; Fabales; Fabaceae
Product: U-box domain-containing protein 33
Exons: 9
Coding region: 525-3218 (897 amino acids)
Biological process (GO): protein ubiquitination; protein phosphorylation
Molecular function (GO): protein kinase activity; ubiquitin-protein transferase activity; ATP binding
Source: RefSeq, a predicted model, not a curated record